This is a messenger RNA of Exserohilum turcica Et28A, 1070 nucleotides long. RefSeq lists its product as uncharacterized. The transcript has 3 exons. The record is from RefSeq and is a predicted model, not a curated record. The coding region runs from base 24 to 779 and encodes 251 amino acids. Lineage: Eukaryota; Fungi; Ascomycota; Dothideomycetes; Pleosporales; Pleosporaceae.
CGUCGAUCUCCAAGCUGAGAGCCAUGUACUCAUUGACGCUAGCUGGAAUACCGAUCGCGGUGGGCGCCAAUGAAGCCGUGCACCAACAGCGUCUCCUAGACGAAGAAGCGGAGGCCGAAGAGCGCCAAGAGGAGCUUUACCUCGAUGUUUUUUGCGACGCGAAGAGCAGGAAAAAGGAUGAGGUCGACGGCGCAAUUGUAGUUCUGAAAGACGGAAAGAUAAGGCUGUGGCCCAAAGACCCAGACACGGGUCUCCCCAAAUCCGGUCCAAAUGCUGAGCCACCGCCCCAUCCCUUUACGGGGUUUUACCUGCCUUUUCCAUCGUCUGAGCUUCCGCAUCGCCCUAUGCCCGCCGCUCCAGUCCUCGGUCUUGUCAGCACAGUCCCACCAUCUCCUUCUUAUUCGACAGACUCUUCAGCGCCCUCGACUCCCUCACCUGUACCGCAAAAGUCCUCAAGGCCAGCAAAGCCAAAGCUAAACUGGGUCUACGCGCACAACAAGACGCGAGAGUUGCGCUAUGGGCCGCGGUCGGAAGCGAAGAAACAUACAAUUGGGCCGUGGGACUGGACAGAAGAUGAACAAGGGCUGAUGUUGGAUGAUGAAGAGUGUCUUGUCGCUGUGGAAGAGGAGAGGGGUGGGUAUGGCUGGGCCGUGUACUGGGAUCGGGAAGAUGAUUGUUUAAAGGGUGUGGGUGUGGGCCAGGAAAAGAGAGUUUUGAGGUGUAGUUUGGAGAGGCGGCUUGUGGAAAAGAAGAAGAUGAAGGGGUUGGAUGAGGACUGAUUGAUGGAUUCAAGAAAGAAUGUACAACGGGGAGAUUACUAUGUUUGUUUCUAUUAGGAAUUGAACGUGGUGACGCGGCGGAUUUCACCAUGCCAUAGGGUACACAAUAGAUAGCAGCAAGGCACUGUGCCCUAUACCUUUUACACGUUGAGUUAGUAGUGGUCUAUACGAUGGAUGUUUGGGAAGAGCGAAGAGCGAUGCCUUCAGCGAACGUGAGUACUUGUCUAGAAGACGGGCUUGUUUUGGUGACUUCAAGUUGAGAUUACAAGUAUGUACAAUUGACUGGUUUGG